Messenger RNA from Austrofundulus limnaeus, 855 nucleotides. RefSeq names its product GTP cyclohydrolase I feedback regulator (gene gchfr). The transcript is spliced from 3 exons. Gene Ontology annotation, biological process: negative regulation of biosynthetic process. Gene Ontology annotation, cellular component: nucleus; cytoplasm. Gene Ontology annotation, molecular function: GTP cyclohydrolase binding. The coding region runs from base 252 to 512 and encodes 86 amino acids. The record is from RefSeq and is a predicted model, not a curated record. Lineage: Eukaryota; Metazoa; Chordata; Actinopteri; Cyprinodontiformes; Rivulidae.
CAUUUGCUUUGGCCUGAAACAUUAGCCAACAUUUCUCAUGUAAACAAACCCGUGGUGUAAUCUGUGCGCAGCGCCUGUGAGAGGACGACGCUGAUUGGUUGGCGGAGGUGGGCGUUUCCGCAUUCCGCAGAGAGCUGACGGCCGGAGCGGCGCAGGUUCCAGGAGGUGGAGAGGCAGUGGCGUCUGUGAAGAGAGAGAGCCUCUUGAGUCAUUCCCAGGGGGAGUCGACGGUCUGAAGCCAGGAAGCAGGGAUGCCUUACAUGCUCAUCAGUACGCAGAUCCGACUGGAAACUGGUCCAACUAAUGUAGGAGAUGAAUCUUCAGAUCCAGCUGUCAUGAAUUACCUGGGAGCGAGAAAAGCAACCAUGCUGGGAAACAACUUUUCCGAGUACCAUGUGGACGAGCCGCCUCGCGUGGUGCUGGACAAGCUGGAGAGGAUCGGCUUCCGUGUGCUGACRAUGACCGGGGUGGGCCAGACGCUGGUGUGGUGUCUCCACAAAGACAAGGAGUGACUGAACGUAAAGCAACAGCAUCAAAAUAACRUCUGUCUUUAAAAGAAGAAAUGAUUUUUGCAGGAAACGUUUGAUUUUUGUUUUUAACUUGUUUGGAAACUUUUAGCUCUUUAAUAUUUAUGGUUUAAGAUUUCACAAUAAAUAGGAUUCAGGCUGCCAAAUUCAAAAGUUAUAAAACCCACACAUCUUUUAAGACCCUUUGUUUACAGCUGGUGUGUAAAGUUUUGUUUACAUAGGUUUGUACCUAAACGUCUUUGUAAAGUUAUGUUGUCAAAAAUGCAAAAUUUUGGAAUUUUUUUUCCUUUCGCAACAGAAAACAUAAAAAAAUUUAAAUACAUUUAAA